AAAAUAAAACAAAUUAAAAGAUGGGAGUAACGAGAAACCAUCAACGAAGCAAAUUUGAAAUCUAGAGGAACCAAACUCAAAUAAAUCAAACUCCAAAACUCUGAUCAUCUUCAAAGCCAUACACCAUUUCACUGAUACCAUACAGAAUCAUUCAAAUAACUAGUGAGAAAAAUAAGAUGGGAGGUCCAACAACAAAGAGGACAAUAUCACAAGAAGCAUUCGAAGAAGUAGUGAGAGAAAACAUGGAAGAUCUUGGAAUGGAACCUUCUGAAGCUCUUCAAGACGCCAUAGAUUCUCUCACUCUUCAAGGCGUCGAUCUAUCUGGUAUUAUCACUUGUGUGCCGGGAGAGAGUUCGGUGCAGGAUAAUCCAGUGAUUUCAUUAUUGGAAGAUUUGAAGAAGAAUUGGGCUGAUUGUGAGUCCAAGAAUGAGGAUGAAUUGCAUCAAUUAUCGCCAUUGUUUCUAAAACUUGCUCAACUUUGUGUUGAUUCUGAUGCGGAAAAAACUUCCGGAAAUUCGAAUUCUAAUGCUGCAAUUGCUGCUAGAAAUGGUGGAGUUGAAUUGGUGACGUCGAUUUGUGGCAAAGUUUCUGGAAGUGGAAAUGAGGAGGUUAUAGUUGCUGUUCUUCAGGCACUCUCUUCUUUGCUCUGUGAUAUUCAGAGUGCUCAAACAUUUCAGAAGUGUGGUGGACCAGAUAUUGUCAUUGGCAUUUUGAAGCAGGAUACUCCAAACCCAGAGUUGUUGAAUAGCUGCUUCUCUGUCAUUGCUGCCUCUGCUACUGGGAACGAAAUUCUCAAGGAGUCAUUUGUGAAUUUGAAAGUUGAUCAAUUCAUUAUGAAUACGUUGAAGGGGAGCAAUAAAGCCAGUGUUCCGAGCGUGUAUGAUGCUAUACGUGUUUUACUGACUCCUGAUGAUUACCGUGUUGCUGCUUCUCAAGUAUAUGGAUAUGCUCGACAAUUUGCGAAAAUUGGAAUUGCUGAAGCUCUUAUGGAUUCCCUCCAUGAGGGCCUUACUUCACCCACUCUAGUUUCAACAAGUGUCGCUCUCAAGGCUGUUGCUGUAAAUGAUGAGAUUUGCAGAAGCAUAGCUGAUAAGGGUGGUAUUGAUGCUGUUCUUCGAUGUAUAGAUGAAAGUGGUGAACAAUUGAACAAGCCUAUAGCCCGAUCAUGCUGCAUUUUGUUGUCUAAGUUGGCCGGAAGUGAUCACAAUAAGAGUACCAUAGUGGAGAAAGGAGGCAUGGAUAGACUGAUCAAGCUGUGUGCCAGAUUUGCUAAUGAGCCAUCUGUGAUACAAGAGGUUAUGUCUAUCAUUAAUGUGCUGUCCCUGAGAUCUCCUGAUCAUGCAUCUCGUGCUAUGGAAGCUGGAGCAGGAGAUAUGGCUAUCCAAGCCAUGCAAAAUUUUCCUGCUGCACAACAGCUGCAGAGAAAUGCUUGUCUUAUGAUACGAAAUCUUGUGGUUAGAAACUUUGAAAACAGAAAAAUCUUGCUCGACAAUGGCAUUGAGAAAAUCAUCAGAAAGGCUAGAGAAAGCCAUGAAAACUGCAAGGCUGCUGCAACAGAUGCUCUCCGAGAUUUGGGGCUUGAUAACUACAACUUAUAAUGUUCAUGCUCAUUCAGUUUGCUAUAAAAGUAAUUUUCCUCCUUUUACUCGAAUCAGACUAGCUGUAAUCGUCAUGCAUCUUUGUGUAAGGGUGAGAAGAUCUGCGGAAGUUUUGAUACCUGGCAUGCUAAGUUUUGGAGCACACUCGUCUUAAAUUGCGGAACAUUGUACGCUAAGUUUUGAUACCUGACAUGCUUAUGAAUCAAGAAUUUAGGGCUUUGGAGCACUCUCGUCCUUUUUUUUUUUUUUUUGCGUUGAGAGAUUUGACUCCCAUGUCAUCGCAUUGUUUUAUUACGUUGUGUAGUUGGCUACUCACCCAACUGAGCACAUAUUUUUGCAUUGUAUCCUUUGUUUUCGGUAUAUAAUUAAUUUUACCAUGCGUCUCUUGUAUUAAGCACUUGUUCGACAUUGCUAAACCUUCUUGUUGGAAUCUAUACUUAAGA
Molecule: messenger RNA, 2041 nt
Organism: Amaranthus tricolor (Joseph's coat)
Lineage: Eukaryota; Viridiplantae; Streptophyta; Magnoliopsida; Caryophyllales; Amaranthaceae
Exons: 8
Coding region: 177-1598 (473 amino acids)
Molecular function (GO): protein binding
Source: RefSeq, a predicted model, not a curated record